AUGUACAGCCAGGACAAAUUGAAUGACAAACUGGAUGACCUAUUCGUCCGCGACCUUGCCCAAAAAGAGGACCUAUUGAAACAGCUUCUUAUGCUUUUAUUACUCGAUAUAGAGUGCUCAGAAAGCUCACUUGGGCCUCUGGCAUCCACUGCAGUCAACGCUGUAUCCGACACUGUGACAAAUUUCAUUACGACUCGAGGUAGUGACGAAAAUAACUCUAUUCUCUGUAGUGAUUCCAUACUCUGGGGCUCUCUUGAGCAGGAUGCUUUUCGCAAAUGUCGAUCUUCGGGGCACAGUGCUCCAUGUCUUAUUCAGUCAUGUCAGCCGCAUCAACCCGUUAUAAAAGCUCAAUCUCACGUUGAUCUUAAUUCUUUCAAAGCCAGCUUUAAAGAUUGCAUUGCUUCGAAGUCAGAACAUUCAGCCGAUGCAUUUCUACAUGAUUUCGCAAAUGCACUAGUCCCUGGCUCAUUGGUUUCGGAGCCCCUAAGGACUGGAGCCUCAGAU
This is a messenger RNA of Protopolystoma xenopodis, 504 nucleotides long. Lineage: Eukaryota; Metazoa; Platyhelminthes; Monogenea; Polystomatidea; Polystomatidae. The record is from the annotation of a GenBank genome assembly.